This is a messenger RNA of Diceros bicornis minor, 3324 nucleotides long. It is a transcript of the gene PAK4, whose product is annotated as p21 (RAC1) activated kinase 4. Gene Ontology annotation, biological process: protein phosphorylation; regulation of MAPK cascade; intracellular signal transduction. Gene Ontology annotation, cellular component: cytoplasm. The coding region runs from base 585 to 2456 and encodes 623 amino acids. Lineage: Eukaryota; Metazoa; Chordata; Mammalia; Perissodactyla; Rhinocerotidae. The transcript is spliced from 12 exons. Gene Ontology annotation, molecular function: ATP binding; protein serine/threonine kinase activity. The record is from RefSeq and is a predicted model, not a curated record.
CCCGGCCGGCUCUCCUCGGUGGGCGCCCGCAUCAAGGGCCCAGGGAGUGCCUUGGUCCCCGCUCCCUGCUCUGCCGGCUGGCAGCCUCUUGUCCCCUGGCCCGCCCCCCUGAGGGUGGUCCGGGACCGAGGGAAGAGGAUGGCCGAGGCCCCACGUGGUCCCGUCCACCCUCGUCUCCUGCUGGACCGUCUCAUCCUGCCCCUGAGUCUGUGCCCACAGGCGGCCGGAGGGAACCUGUGAACACCUGAGUUGGGCCCCAUCCCUUCCUGCUCAGAACCUUCCCGUGGCUCCGUCUCACUCAGGUGGAAGCCCGCAUCCUUCCCGUGGCCCACAAGGGCCCACACGAUCUGCCUCCUCUUCACCAGUCGGCCUCCUCUCUGCUCUGUGACCACAUCCAGCAUGUUCCCGCCUCAGGACAUUUGCACCGGCUGUUCCCACUGCCUGGGCGCUCUUCCUCCAGAUGAGUAACCCGAAGCCCCAAGAGGAGACCUCGCCUGCCCAAAGGCACUUCUAGCACAGCCAGCAUCAAACCAGGCCGUAGGAGCCCAAGUCUGCGCCCCCAGGGCGCUGACAGCCUCGGCGCCAUGUUCGGGAAGAAGAAGAAGCGGGUUGAGAUCUCGGCGCCGUCCAACUUCGAGCACCGCGUGCACACGGGCUUCGACCAGCACGAGCAGAAGUUCACGGGGCUGCCCCGCCAGUGGCAGAGCCUGAUCGAGGAGUCGGCCCGCCGGCCCAAGCCCCUCAUUGACCCCGCCUGCAUCACCUCCAUCCAGCCCGGGGCCCCCAAGUUCUCCGGGGCUGAUUAUGGGGUGGCAUGGCCUCUGCCCUCCUUCCCCUCCACCCCAUGGGGCAGGGACCUCCCCCAGCCCGGAGAGCAGACCAUCGUGCGGGGCAGCAAAGGCGCCAAGGAUGGGGCCCUCACCCUGCUGCUCGACGAGUUUGAGAACAUGUCGGUGACACGCUCCAACUCCCUGCGGAGAGACAGCCCGCCGCCACCCGCCCGUGCCCGCCAGGAGAACGGGAUGCCCGCGCAGCAGGCUGCCACGGCCAGAGGGGGCCCGGAGAAGGCGGGCGGCCAUGGCCGGGUCGCCGGUCGCAGCGAAGGGGGUGGCAGCAGUGGUGACAGGCGGCGGGCGGGGCCGGAGAAGAGGCCCAAGUCUUCCAGGGAGGGCUCAGGGGCCCCGCAGGAGUCUUCCCGGGACAAGCGCCCCCUCUCCGGGCCUGACGUCGGCACCCCCCAGCCUGCCAGUCUGGCCAGUGGGGCGAAAGUGGCAGCUGGCCGGCCCUUUAACACGUACCCGAGGGCUGACACGGACCACCCGUCCCGGGGCACCCAGGGGGACCCUCACAACCUGGCCCCCAAUGGGCCGUCAGCAGGGAGCCUGGCUGUCCCCCAGUCCUCCUCCUCCUCCCGGCCUCCCACCCGAGCCCGCGGCCCCCCCAGCCCUGGAGUGCUGGGCCCCCACGCUUCUGAGCCCCAGCUGGCCCCUGCAGCCCGCACCGUCGCCGCCCCUGCCGUCCCCCCCGCCCCCGGGCCCCCCGGCCCCCGCUCGCCUCAGCGGGAGCCCCAGCGAGUGUCGCACGAGCAGUUCCGGGCCGCCCUGCAGCUGGUGGUGGACCCUGGGGACCCUCGCUCCUACCUGGACAACUUCAUCAAGAUCGGCGAGGGCUCCACGGGCAUCGUGUGCAUUGCCACCGUGCGCAGCUCGGGCCGGCUGGUGGCCGUCAAGAAGAUGGACCUGCGCAAGCAGCAGAGGCGCGAGCUGCUCUUCAACGAGGUGGUGAUCAUGAGGGACUACCAGCACGAGAACGUGGUGGAGAUGUACAACAGCUACCUGGUCGGGGAUGAGCUCUGGGUGGUGAUGGAGUUCCUGGAGGGAGGCGCCCUCACCGACAUCGUCACCCACACUAGGAUGAACGAGGAGCAGAUAGCCGCCGUGUGCCUGGCCGUGCUGCAGGCCUUGUCCGUGCUCCACGCGCAGGGUGUCAUCCACCGGGACAUCAAGAGCGACUCCAUCCUGCUGACCCACGACGGCAGGGUGAAGCUGUCAGACUUCGGGUUCUGCGCCCAGGUGAGCAAGGAGGUGCCACGGAGGAAGUCACUGGUUGGCACGCCCUACUGGAUGGCCCCGGAGCUCAUCUCCCGCCUUCCCUACGGGCCAGAGGUGGACAUCUGGUCUCUGGGGGUGAUGGUGAUUGAGAUGGUGGACGGGGAGCCCCCCUACUUCAACGAGCCACCCCUCAAAGCCAUGAAGAUGAUUCGGGACAACCUGCCACCCCGACUGAAGAACCUGCACAAGGUGUCACCAUCUCUGAAGGGCUUCCUGGACCGCCUGCUGGUGCGCGACCCGGCGCAACGGGCCACGGCGGCCGAGCUGCUGAAGCAUCCGUUCCUGGCCAAAGCGGGCCCGCCCGCCAGCAUCGUGCCCCUCAUGCGCCAGAACCGCACCAGAUGAGGCCCAGCGCCCGGCCUGAACCAAAGAGCCCCUGGGGUCACCCCCGCCCUGCCGGAGGCCAGCAGGGGGCGCCCCCGCUCCUCCCAGCCCAGGAGACACUCCAUGCGGCACCGCCCUCCUGGCUGGGGGUGGGGGUGUGCGGGCCCCACUACUGAACUCUGGUUUGGAUUUUGUGACUUUUCAAGAAACACAGGGACUCGUGGGAGCAAGUGAGGCUCCCGGGACCCCCCCACCCUCCAGGACAGGCCCUCCGUGUUUUCCUGUCUCUAGGAAGGACAGGCGGCCCUCCCAUCACUGGAAGUCUGCAGUGGGGGCCGCUGGGGGUGGAGAGAACACUAUGGAAGAGGUGUGCGUGUGUGUGCGCGCGUGUGCAUGCGUACGCCUGUGUGUGUGUGUGUGUGUGUGUGUGUGUGUGUGUAUGCGUGCCCGCGUGUGGAAGGUCCAGCUCCUCUGUCCUUCAGCCUGCAGGUGGGUGUCUCUGAGACCCUGCCUAACAUACAGCCCCUCCCCCCUGAGCCAUUGCGGGGGUCGAUCAUGAAUGUCUGUAGAGUGGCCUUUUCCCUGCCCUGUACCCCCUUUCUGUAGCUGGAUGGGGAGACAGGAGUUAGGGCUUCCCACCCACCCCCAGCCUCUGCAGAAAAUGACUACUGCACCUGGACAGCCUCCUCUUUUCUAGAAGUCUAUUUAUAUUGUCAUUUUAUAACACUAGCCCUCGCCCCCACCUGGGGACAGAUGGUCCCUGUCCUGCGGGGUGGCACCGGGACAGAACCACUGCUUGAAGAAUCAGGUUCCUGCCUCCUUGGUGCAGCCCCACCCUCCCCUCCCUCAAGUUAGUUUUACAAUUAAAACGUUUUCUUGUUUCCUGUGG